ACGGUAAUGUCAAUAUGAGAUCAAUCGGUAGGGUGCCCUCUUGCUCUUGAUAUGUCUUAUAUCAAUGAGUACAAGUACAAGAAGACUCUCACUGAUCACUGCAGUCUAUUGGAGUCUAGUUGUAGAGGGAUUUUUUCAAGUUAUUAUGAAAUUAUAGUUAGAAAGGCAAUGCUAUCAAAAAUAUGCAGCGAUUUUCCAGGUCGAAUCAGAGAUAUUCUAUCCACCAUAGAAUACAAGAAGCUGGUAUUCUCUUUCCUUCCCUUUACCUGCUACCUACUCGUAUUUCGAUUUUAUAACGAGAUACGAUCAAUAACUGGUCUAGACAAGGUCUCUCACCCUCAUAUCGAUACACUCGGGCGGAUAGAGAAAACUAUCUUCUUUGUACAGGUUCACUCUGUCCUCUCCCAAUUAGCAAAUCCUAUUUUUGACUUCCUCGCUUCUGUCCCCUACCUUCUCCAUUUCCCACUACCCGCCCUAUUUGCCUUUUUCCUAAUUUUACACCCGAACCGCCGCGGUGCUGUCUAUCCUUUCCUUUGGUGUGCUGGGUGGGUCAAUUUUCUUGCGUCCAUUGUCCAAGUGACCUUCCCCACUGCUCCUCCAUGGUAUGCUGACAGUGCAGUCUAUGGCAGAAAUCAUCAGAUUGUGUAUCUUGGGCCUUGUGAAGCAGGCUUCCACAGGCUUGACAAUUUGAUGGGUGUUUCUGUUUUUCACGGACUAUAUUCAAAGUCUCCCGUAACGUUUGGUGCCUUUCCCUCACUACAUGUUGCAAUACCGAUGGUCGUGUUCCUGAAUCAUCCGUGGGGUGGUUGGAAAGUGGGAUUUACACAUGUUGUGUGGAUAGCACUGGCUGCAAUGUAUUCGACUCAUCAUUAUUUCAUUGAUGUGCUGGGAGGAGUGUUCCUUGCAUUGCUGGUAAGAUUUUUUAUGUUCAAAUUAUGGAGCCCGUUUGAAGAAUGCAAACCAAUUAAGAGUCCAGAUAUAUCCAGUCAGACUAAUAAAUUAUUGAAAUUAACUUACAGACUACCAAGUAGUACCAAUUUAAUUAAUAACAUUGUUUGAAUUAAUAUUAUUAUUUAUUAUUAUAUGUCCUUUGGCAAAAUAAUUAUUACAAUUCAGUCAUUUUGUGAUAA
Amphimedon queenslandica is the source of this 1130-nucleotide messenger RNA. RefSeq names its product inositol phosphorylceramide synthase catalytic subunit aur1-like. Lineage: Eukaryota; Metazoa; Porifera; Demospongiae; Haplosclerida; Niphatidae. The transcript is spliced from 3 exons. The record is from RefSeq and is a predicted model, not a curated record. Bases 52 to 1059 code for a protein of 335 amino acids.